Messenger RNA from Exophiala oligosperma, 369 nucleotides. RefSeq lists its product as uncharacterized. NCBI's taxonomy places the organism in Eukaryota, Fungi, Ascomycota, Eurotiomycetes, Chaetothyriales, Herpotrichiellaceae. The coding region runs from base 1 to 369 and encodes 122 amino acids. The record is from RefSeq and is a predicted model, not a curated record. The transcript is spliced from 2 exons.
AUGUCUGUGACCAGCUCGAGUCAAACUGCAGCGCAACAGGCGAUUACGGCUUCAGCAAGACUCGUUGGCGGAGAUACGGCAGCAAGUGCGAUUGAAACUGGCGAGCUCCCUUCCACGCCGCAGACAGACACUCACAGCACUCGAAGCUCUGCUGAGAAUCCCGCUUGGUGGCCGACAGACCACCGCCACAUACCCAGCUACUUACCCGUUCGGUACCACCCAGAGUGGCACGCACUUUCGGGGGGUAGCAGAGCGGCAGACUUGUUCAUUAUUGUACUAUUCAAAGGUUGUGGAUACAUAGCGAUGGUCGAUGCCAUCAAGAGAAAACUCGGCUUCGGCAACAGCUUCAAAAUUUCUGGGGAAUGGUAG